CGGCGGGGCGGCCCGGGGGCGGGGGCCGCGGGCGGCCCGGGGCUGGGGAGGCCGCCGCCUCCCUGGGCCUGCCGGGGCGGCCGCCUCCGCGAUGCCGCUGCUAGUCGAGGGGCGGCGAGUGCGGCUGCCGCAGUCCGCGGGGGACCUCGUGCGCGCCCACCCGCUUCUGGAGGAAAGAGCCAGACUUCUCAGAGGUCAGUCUGUUCAGCAAGUGGGACCCCAGGGCCUUCUGUAUGUUCAGCAAAGAGAGCUUGCAGCGGCCUCCCCGCAGGAUGGCUCCAUCUCCAUCCUGGGUUCUGAUGAUGCCACCACCUGUCACAUUGUGGUCCUGAGGCACACAGGUAACGGGGCCACCUGCCUGACCCACUGUGACGGAAGUGACACCAAAGCGGAGGUCCCCCUGAUCAUGAGCUCCAUCAAAUCCUUCUCCGACCACGCUCCGUGUGGAAGGCUGGAAGUGCACCUCGUGGGAGGCUUCAGUGAUGACAGGCAGUUGUCACAAAAACUUACUCAUCAACUUCUUAGUGAAUUUGACAGACAAGAAGAUGACAUUCACUUAGUGACGUUGUGUGUGACAGAACUAAAUGACCGGGAAGAAAAUGAAAAGCACUUUCCCAUCAUCUAUGGCAUCGCGGUCAACAUUAAAACUGCAGAGAUUUACAGAGCCUCCUUCCCAGACCGAGGCCCGGAAGAGGAGCUGCGUGCCGCCCGAGCUCUGACAGGAGGCCCAAUGAUUAGUAUUUACGACGCAAAGACAGAACAACUUCGUAUAGGACCGUACUCCUGGAUGCCAUUUCCACAUGUGGAUUUCUGGCUGCAGCAAGAUGAUAAGCAAAUACUAGAGAUCAGCCGAGAAUAAGUAAGGUCCGGGCCGGGCACUUGCAUGGGUCGAAGGAGUACACAGCCGACUGCUUUUUCCUCGUUAACGCAGUACACCUCCCGUCUUCCGUAACGUUACGACUUCUGUGUACGUGGUGACCUGAGACCAUCCGGACUGUUUAAGAACCCGGAGACACUUCGACAGCUUUGUCAAGAGGGUAACAGAGCCAGCUUAUUCCUCUCUCAGACCCAGAAUCUUGUUUUUCCAGAACCUCUCCACUUCACCUCUGGCUGAGCCACCCCACUUUGUCGAACAUAUUAGAUCUACCUUGAUGUUCUUAAAAAAACACCCAUCUCCAACCAACGCACUGUUUCCCGGAAACAAGGCUCUCCUCUACAAAAAAAAUGAAGAUGGUUUAUGGGAAAAGAUCCCUUCUCCAGGAAGCUAAACACGGGCAUCACCAAAGAGCAACUUUUGGCCUGAGAGACACCACCAUGGGGACCGUGGGGCCUGGAAAGAAUACGAACCAGAAUCCGCAUCCGCUGAAUCCUAGGUCUCCUUCCUUACUGUCCUUCAAAUGACUUUAAAAAUAAAAUCUUAUUUUCGCGAA
This is a messenger RNA of Leopardus geoffroyi (Geoffroy's cat), 1430 nucleotides long. It is a transcript of the gene NTAN1, whose product is annotated as N-terminal asparagine amidase. Gene Ontology annotation, cellular component: nucleus. Gene Ontology annotation, molecular function: protein-N-terminal asparagine amidohydrolase activity. Lineage: Eukaryota; Metazoa; Chordata; Mammalia; Carnivora; Felidae. The transcript has 10 exons. The coding region runs from base 92 to 859 and encodes 255 amino acids. The record is from RefSeq and is a predicted model, not a curated record. Gene Ontology annotation, biological process: ubiquitin-dependent protein catabolic process.